Messenger RNA from Sphaerulina musiva SO2202, 1986 nucleotides. RefSeq names its product putative prohibitin. The record is from RefSeq and is a predicted model, not a curated record. Gene Ontology annotation, cellular component: mitochondrion; membrane. Lineage: Eukaryota; Fungi; Ascomycota; Dothideomycetes; Mycosphaerellales; Mycosphaerellaceae. Gene Ontology annotation, biological process: mitochondrion organization. The transcript is spliced from 5 exons. Bases 33 to 869 code for a protein of 278 amino acids.
GUCAUUCGCCAUCGCACCCACGAGCCUGCACAAUGGCAGCCAACGCACUCAACAGUGUCUACAAGUGGGCAAUUCCCACUGCAGGCGUCUUAUCCCUCGCAUCGGCAUCCAUUUACGAUGUCAAGGGUGGUACUCGUGCUGUCAUCUUCGACCGGCUGCAGGGAGUCUCAAACCAGGUGGUGAACGAGGGAACACACUUCCUGGUGCCAUGGCUACAGAAGGCCAUCACGUUCGACGUCCGGACGAAGCCUCGCAACAUUAGCACAACAACCGGCAGCAAGGACUUGCAGAUGGUCAGCUUGACGCUCAGAGUGCUGCAUCGCCCCGACGUGCAGCAACUCCCCAAGAUAUACCAGAACUUGGGACAAGACUACGAUGAGCGUGUCCUACCUUCCAUCGGCAACGAAGUGCUCAAGGCGAUAGUCGCACAGUUCGACGCGGCGGAGCUCAUCACACAGCGUGAGGCGGUCUCGAAUCGCAUUCGCGCUGAGUUACUCAAACGUGCAUCGGAGUUCAACAUUGCACUGGAGGAUGUCAGCAUAACACAUAUGACCUUCGGUCGCGAGUUCACCAAGGCUGUGGAGGAGAAGCAAAUUGCACAACAGGAGGCCGAGCGCGCUCGCUUCAUCGUCGAGAAGGCUGAGCAAGAACGACAAGCAAACGUUAUCCGUGCAGAGGGAGAAUCUGAGGCCGCCGAGGUCAUCUCGAAGGCUGUUGCAAAGAGUGGCGAUGGUUUGAUCCAGAUUCGAAGAAUUGAGACGCAAAAAGACGUUGCACAGAUGCUGUCGAACAACCCGAAUGUCACAUAUUUGCCAGGUGGACAGGGUGGCGGCAAAGGGGGCAGCUUCCUACUAGGACUGAGACCAUGAGGCGUGUGAAGUUACGCAUAUGGAGGACACUGUAAAGUAAGCGGCUGACGUCGUGGCAUGACUCGUCGGCAUGGAAAAUGAAUAUACCCUUCUCUACCUACUGCACAUUUUCUACUGCACGAUGACAGAUCUAUUUGGCGUCGAUUCACAUCUCUGAACUUCCUGGCUCAAGACUCUGAGUGGUUAUCUCAGCCCAGCGUAGUCGAUACCCGAACACAGUACGCCGAAGCAUUUCGUCCCCACGAUCCUCUUCGAACAUGACCUUGUCCAUCACCUUCUCGAGUAUUUUCUCCACAACAAAACCAUCAUUCCGAGCGAGAUCGAAGAAUGCAAGAUCGUUCUGCAGCAACCAAGGUCGGUAUGGUGUGAAGAACACCAGCGCUUGUGCCUCGGGCCUUUGCUUUAGCGUCUGUCGCACACUGAGCAGGAGCUUCGCAUGCUCCGAGUGAUUGAAUAGGAGAUCAGCCAGAAUGAUCAGAUCAAAGCCAACACCUUGCUGAGAGGUAUCCCAAUGAUUAACCAGAGGCGCGGUCUCAGCUCCCCAUAGAUAGCCUUUCGCUACGAUGUCACAUGUUGCUGGUAGCGCAGCACAGUCUCUGAUGUUUGCGCGGAGAUUCUCGAUAAGAUCAGCGUCUGGAUAGUCAGUCACUACUACUUGCUUCGCGCCAUUGAUCGCACAGAUCAGACUUGGCAGUCCCGCCCCUGCUCCCAGUUCCAGGACAGUUUUGUUUUGAAGAUACUCAUCCUUAUUCGCCUCCAGAAAAUCGGCUACUGUUCGUCCUCCUUGCCAGAGGAGGUGACCCCAGAGGGGAUUUCGAGAAGUCAAGUGCAAGUGGAGGAUUUCGCCGCUAAGCGUCUUAUGCUGCACCUCUGACGGUUUGGCUUCUUCUCUAAAAUAUCCCUCGGGUUCCUGGAACCAGUCCACUGUAUCUUCGUCGCCAUCGGAGUCGGCCAUGGUCCGUCAGGUCAAGGAAUCUCUGGAAAGCGCACCGUCGGGGCCAUCAGAAAAGUCUCUCCAGGCAGCAAAAGCCGGGCCGCCAGCGCAAAGCCGACUUUCGACGGACAUCAAGAACAACAACACCGACAUCCACAACCUCAACCUCAACAACUACAACAC